Molecule: messenger RNA, 291 nt
Organism: Angiostrongylus costaricensis
Lineage: Eukaryota; Metazoa; Nematoda; Chromadorea; Rhabditida; Metastrongylidae
Source: the annotation of a GenBank genome assembly
AUGCGUCUAGUUCUAUCUGUUGAGGCUAUAAAAGUGUUUGAAAAGUACGCUGCUGCUGAGACGUUACCAAGCCCUGAGGAAGGUGAAGCUGCCGAAGUGACAGCUUUUGCGAAUGAACAGAUUCUGCAACGAAAAGAAAAGCUCGUGCGCUUCGUAGACGAUCAGCUAGACAACGUUUGGCUUGAUUGGGUGUCGAAGCCUGAUUAUCGUCACCGCAAGGCUCAAAAAAUUUUUAGGAAAAUUAUCGGAAACACUAUACUUGCCGUCAGUUUCAGGUAUUACAACAGCUAG